This is a messenger RNA of Gossypium raimondii (Peruvian cotton), 4969 nucleotides long. RefSeq lists its product as uncharacterized. The transcript is spliced from 3 exons. The record is from RefSeq and is a predicted model, not a curated record. NCBI's taxonomy places the organism in Eukaryota, Viridiplantae, Streptophyta, Magnoliopsida, Malvales, Malvaceae. Bases 579 to 1799 code for a protein of 406 amino acids.
CAAAACUCUCAUUUCCAUUUUCACGCUUUCUCUGCCACUCUUUUAAUUCAUCGGUUUUCCUUGUUUUUUAAAUAGUACCGACCGCCGGCGAUUGUUCGCCGGAGAACAAAAGAAUCUCGCAGGGGGAAAGAGAGAUGAAGGCACUGGUGAGUGAUGAUGUUCGCGAGAAUUCCCAAGGCAAUCACGUUACGUCCUCGUGCCGUCGCGUAUUUCGGGAACUUUAACCGUAUCUGAAAAGAAAUAAAAACCCUCAAGCAAAAGCGACUUAACUUAGCAGAGUUUUGAAGUUAUUCUAUGCUUUGUCCGGCAAAACUGAGGCAGAAUUAGUAUAUAAUAAUCAAAGCUUAUGAGUCCCGAGUCUUGGUAAACCGCAUUGAAUUUUGGCCCUCCCCAGAAAAAUAUUAUGAAUUUCUGUGUUGAUGGCCUUUGGCUGACCUCAUCGCUAAGCCAUAAUAUGUCUUCCAGUUAUCAAAGCGAAGAAUCAGAAAGAGCUUGAAGAGCUGCCGUGGAAGCAAAAGGGGUUUUUGUUCUGAUCUGUUUUUAUUUAUUUAUAAUCAAAAGCUGUGAAAAUUAUCAAUAUGCCUUUCCCAAUGAAGAUCCAGCCUAUCGAUUUCAGCCCUUCGGAAGAGGUGGUGCCGCCUCUUUUGGAGACGGUGAAGCCGGUGGUGAAAUCGCGGUUCAAGAGGCUGUUUGAGCGCCAGUUCCCUAGCAUUCUGAGGAAUUCCGCGGCGGAGAAGGUGGAUGCUGAUGAGCUGCCUUUUAGCAAAGAAUGCACCACCGCCGAGCUGGAACCGAGCUCCUUUUGCUUGGCGAAGAUGGUGCAAAAUUUCAUCGAAGAUAACAACGAGAAACAACAAUCUGGUGCCGUUAGGUGUAGCCGUAACCGCUCUAACUGCUUCAAUCGUAACUGCAACGACAGCUCCGAUGACGAUAUGGAUGGUUUCGGUUUCAGCGACUCCAAUCUCUCUUCUUCAGCUGAAGCAUCUGAAAUUCUAAAGAGCUUGGUUCCUUGUGGGAGUGUGAAUGAAAGGAAUUUACUGGCGCAUACAGCGAGAAUCAUGGAGAAGAACAAGAUCUCUAAACGUAAAGAUGAUAUCUGCAGGAAGAUUGUUAUUGAUGGAUUACUUGCCUUUGGAUACGAUGCUUCUAUCUGCAAGUCUCGUUGGGAAAAAUCUCCCUCUUAUCCUGCCGGGGAAUAUGAAUACAUAGAUGUUAUAAUCGACGGGGAGCGAUUGCUGAUCGACAUCGAUUUCAGAUCAGAAUUCGAAAUCGCCCGAUCAACAAAGACCUAUAAAUCAAUUCUCCAAAUUCUUCCCUUCAUUUUCGUUGGUAAAGCCGAUCGUCUCCAGAGGAUAAUUGCUAUUGUUUCCGAGGCAGCAAAGCAGAGCCUGAAGAAGAAGGGAAUGCAUAUUCCUCCAUGGCGUAAAGCUGAGUAUGUCAGCGCCAAAUGGCUCUCUCCUUAUAACCGAGCCACGCCUUCACCUCCUCCACUUACUCCCACACCCACACGCACACCCACAACUGGUACACUUAGAGAAUCUGAAAUUGAUUCCAAAGCUAAAGAGAAAGAUCAGCAACCUUUUACUGAAUUGAAUUCCGAGGAUAAAUACUCGGUUGAAGAUGCUGAGUUGGGUGAGUCUAUAUUUGCUUUGUCUGAGAGCUCUGAAGAAGAAGGGAAGGAAAAGGUGGAGAAAGGAGAGUGGAAGCCACCUGAAAUAAAACCCAAGAGCUCACAGAUUGGGAUUACGUUCGUGACUGGUUUGGCUUCAGUAAUCGAAGAUGAACCAAGAAAAUUUUGACUUUUGAUAUAUAUAUUUUUGGGUCUUCUCUUUUCCCAUUUGGGUUAUUAGUGAAUCAUAAAAUUAUGGUUAACUGUUUAAAUCCCCUUCUGUUUUUUUCAUGUAAGGGUUGAUCUCUGAUUUUACUACUAAUAUGAAAUCAGAUUGUUAUAUUAAAAUAGUUAAAGAAAAGAUAUAAAAAUUUUGUUCUUAAAACUGAUUCCCAAUUAUUGUUUUUCUUAUUCUUAUCCCCUUUUUUUAUUCUUGUUGGGGUUAUUUUAUUAUCAUCUUCUGCAGUGAGGGAUCUUUGAAUUUUGGAAUCAGAGCAUAGAGGAAAAAGGUAAAGAGUUACUGACCCAUCUCUUGUGCUUUGCUCUUUUCUCUUUUUCAAUCUUAAUAUUUUUUAUUCAACUAGUUCAUCAAUUUCUGAUAUUUAAAUGAUGUUGUUUUCAUAGAGUUGAAGUGAAUUAUUAUAGGAUACGAUGAUGGGAAGGAGGUGGCUCGUGCGUUCUCGAGCGCUGUGUUUUUGAGGUUAGGAUGCCUAAGCUAUUCUUUAAUUUGCUUCAAUUGAUACCCUGCUAAUGCCCAAUAAUCAUGUUACUUGUAUUAUUCUAUUGAUGGCAUUAAAUAAUUUUUCUAAUUUUCUAAUUAUUAGGCCUGCUACAGGGUUUUGGGUUGAUGGGUUAAUUCCAUUCCCAAAUUACCUUUUGCUUAGCUAAGCCUAAGGAGAUGGGACCAAACCCACAAAGUUUAAUUAUAAUUAUGGCUACAUCAGUUAAUGCCUUGUGAGGUCUGAGAACUACUCUAAAUGGUAGGUAGAUUAUUUUAAUAGUAACAUAUUAUUAGAACAAAAGCUUUUCUAAUUCUAAAUUUUAGUUGGUUCCUGUCAGUCCACAUACUGGGUUUGGUGAGGGGUUUUUUCUCCUUUUUGUAUAUGUAGUAGUUGGCUUUUCCAUGUAUUGUUUUGAUAUUAUUCUGAUUCUGAUAAUUUUGCCUGAUGAAAUGUCAGUUUCUUCCUUGUAUCUUUCAAAUUGAAGAAAUUGGAAGGUACAUGCAUGUGAAAACUGCACUCUUUUUACCAACACCCAUUUUCUAAGUAAGAUCGGUGUCUUUUGGAUAUAUAUAUAUAAAAAAAAACUCAAGGCAUAUUGUGUUGAAUGGUAUAGGAAGGGGGAAUUUAGCCUUGAGAGGGGAGGCACUGAUGGUCCCCUCCUUUUGAGGUUUUAGAUUAGGACGGUAUCCCCCAUUUUAUGGACAUAAUCUGUUUCACACUGGGUAGGUUGGUGGGUGGGGGAAAUUGUCUUUUACUUCCAAUAGGGGCAAAAUUUACGAAAGGAAGAGCAAUGGGUUGGAAAUUUCCUGCACAAGCUUAUGAAGGACUUUUUUCUUUUUUAACUUGAAUUGAUGACAACAUUGAAAGCUUGGAAAAUACCUUUUUCUUGAAUGGAAUUAUUAAGUUCUAUUAUUAGCCUAUAAUGUAUUAUAUAAUCUCUUCAAAAUUCUAUGCGUCUGUCAGCUCAUUCGCCGAAGCUUCAAAAUUAAAUGAACUCCCUUGUCUAGGUUUCAAACAAAAUUUUACCCCCUUCUUUUUUGUACCAUGAACCUUUUAUUCUUAUCCUGCUUACAUGUAUUUACUGUUGCUACACUUGUCGUUUCUUUGCCUCAUGCAGGGUUCUUUUGGAUGUUUAGUUUUUUUUUCUUUGUCUCACGUUUUAGUAUCUAAUCUUAUCAUUAGUGUUGUUUUUACACUGACCAUAAAUAAAUACAUUGUCCAUAUAAAUGCAAUUUGAUGAUAAUAAUAAGCAAUUCAUCUUGACUAUUUAUAUUGUUUUGCUUUGUGUUAUAAAAAACUCCAAAAUCAAUCAUUGGUUCUGAAAAUUAUUACUCUUAUCAUUUUAAGCCUCUAAUUCUCUGUAAUACUAUGAAAUUUCAGAAUAAAGGUGUUUUUCCCUGAGAUGAAAAAAAUUGGGUCAUGACUAGUUGCAAUUUACUUUGUAAAAGCUUAAAAGACAAAUCUGGGGUUUUUUUUUUUUAAUUUCACUAGAAAUGCACUUAGUGCUAUCGGUACCAAUUCCCAAAAAAGAAAAAGGGUAGUUAGAUAAUUAUAUAAUAAUUAAUGGUAAGAAUUGAAGUUUUGGUAUAAAUUCAUAUACUAAUUUUUGAAGUCGGAAGUCGAUAUCUAUGGUGUAUUGUACUAUCUCAAAAUCUUUUGCCAAAAUUGAAGUUUUGGUAUGAAUUUUAUACUUAUAAUAUGUAGUAGGUUUAUUCAUUAGCUUGAAUAAUUAGAUAUUUACUUAUAAUAUGUAGUAGGUUUAUUCAUUAGCUUCAAUAAUUAGAUAUCAUAGUUCUUUCUUUUGGGUUAUAUAAAAGAGCACAUGUUUACAGCAUGCUUCCAUAAACUAAACACCCUAUAUUAAAAGAUUACAAAACAAGUUUUCCAAUGUGUUAAUUAACAAAACGACAAGAAUAUAACACAAAAGUGAUAAGCUACGAUAGUCAACUUUAUGGGGAUAAAAGAAAAACAGUAGAAGCAUAGAAUAAACGCUACUUUUAGUUAUAUUUAUAAAUUUUCUUUGUAUUCUUCUGUGCCAUUUUAUGUAAUUUUUUUUUAACUGGUGCCUGUUUACUGUUAGUAGUAAUGAUUAAUUCUGCUACUGUGAAAAUUCUUCACAAAGGUAAAUGAUAAAUUACAAAAAGUACUUUAUUUUUGUGAAUGGGACUGAAUUUCGAUUUUUUGAUUAGGUGAGUGAUGUUAGUAAAGAGCCCUCUAGCAGAUUCCUGAAGAAAAAUCAAUAGCCGUCUGCUUGUAUUACAGAGCACCUACCCACAUUUCCGUUGUUCUCCACAAUCCAGUACCGCACCUGUCUCUAACACCUCCUCCUAGAGCGACUCUAUCCUUAUUAUUCCUAGUAGCUUCGUACAUAUUGACUUUAACCCGACCACUAUUCGCAGUCUGGUAUUAUUGUAAAUACGGACAAUAAUAAUAUGUCGAGUGUAAUUGAGUGAUGAUAAAAUAUUCUUAUUAGUAUAAGAUAUCAAGUCACGUAUUAGAGUGUAUUGGUAGAACAGUGUGCUAAGUUGAUGUGCCGCUAGAGAAGGCUAAAAUUUGACACAGCAUUCAUGCUUGUUUAAUGUAUAUGGUGGAUCCAAUGAUUCAUAUAUUUUAAAUUGAAAUAAAAUCUAUUUACUAA